UGAUGCAAAAAUCAGGAGUUUGGAGGUAGUACCUGAGUACACUGCAAGUGGUUCCUUUUUCAAUAGAAUAAUAAAAAAUGAAAUAAAUAAAAAAUAAAGAUUUUUGUAUCUUUAUUAGUAAUCCACUCAUCCAUUUUCUAACCACUGUAUUGGAUAGUCUUGGGAAGCAAUGGGCACAAGACAGGAUACAUCCUGGAUGGGACGCAAGCCCAUCUCCGGGCAUACACGGACACAAAUCUUAUCUAACAUUAGGGCCAAUUUUCCCAGAUGCCAAUUAGUCUACCAGUAUGUCUUUGGACAUUGGGAGGAAACUGGAGUACUCAGUGCAAACCCAUGUGAACACAGGAGAGCAUACAAAUUCCAUGCAAAAUUGAACCUAGGCCCCCAACACUGAAAGACAGCAUUGCUAACCACUGCACCAUUGUGUAUCUUUUAUUGACAGUCCUGUUUUAAUAUCUUUUACUGAUUCUCUAGCAAGGUGCAAGUGAACUCUAUUCUGUAAACCAGUCCUAUGAUUAACGCCUAUAACAUUUCUUGGGAUAUUUUCCCCAGACCAGUAAAUAUUCAGUUUUAUGAUGGUCUUUUUAAAAUGUUUCAGAUUGCAAAAUAUUUUGCUAAAUUAUAUCUUUAGAAGAGGAAAUGCACCUUAAAUAUUUUUAAUUCUUCUGUGAACACCAUUAGUAGCUUUCAUCCUUGAAACCCUUAAUAAAUAGGGAAAAUGGCCUAGAAUUACAUUCGUAUUCUUGAUGUGGCUAACAUAAACCCACAUAUAAAGUAUUAAUAUGUAAACCUGCAAGUAUUUAGUGCCAUUUCCCUGUGCUUUAUUCCUGAAAAUUGAACAGUUCUGAUAACCCUGUUGUGAAUUGUGGUGUAUUCUGGAUUGAACCCUGAAUCCAACUGCAUGAUUUUUUUUUGGUUUUAAAAAUAUAUUUAGGUUUUUUUUUUCUAAAUUGUAACAAAUAUUAUGCAAUUAAUAGUAAAGUAGCAACAGGACAUUACCUUUACACGGGACUUUGUGUGCUGUAGAUUAUAACACAAAGCUGUACAAUAUUUUGUUUUUUACAUUUUGGUUUUUAAUGCAUGUUCCCCUAAUUAUUUUUAAUCAAUAAAGAAGAAAGAACUUAUCAGUUUCCUUUCACUGCUGUGUCUCAUUCAGAGCCUGUUUGCUGAUAACAUCAAUGAUUUUCAACGCAAUUAUUUGGAGAACAUGAGAUCUAAAAAGCAAUUUUGGUGUGAAAUUAAAAAAAAAAACAAUGAGAUGGGCAUGUUACUCUUUGGCUUCAAGGAUUAAAGGGAAUCCAGUGGAGUCAAUUUCCCUCACACGUGAGACAUAUGUAGAGUUUCCUGUUCAUAGUGAAUGAGGUUUGUACUACAGAUACAGUAUAAGGCCAACAGACCUUUUCAUACUUUAAUUUAUUCAAGACGUUUAUCCAGAUCCUCAAAGUGUUUGUGUGAAAGUGACAGUAUAUGCACCCCCAGCUGACUGAAAUCUACAAAGACCCGUGUGCAAUAUUUUGUCAUGGAAAUUUUGGUGCGUGUUUAAGAGCAUCUGAAGCUAAUUUCAGAUAAGAUACGUUUUCAAGUGUUUGCCGGUUUAAAUCUUGGAUACGUCUUUAAAUAGACUGACACCAAGAAGAGGUACACAGUUGCCUGUGUGCUGGCGCAGAUGAGAUUGCCAAGUUAUCCUCAGCUUCACAUGCAACAGUUAUGCCUACGGCUAGCAGAGGGGUCAGUGACAGCUCUGCUGUGCUCACAGUAGGAGUCCUAGUGGAACUAAUGGCUCAUGCUUCUGGGACGUGUGCUGUACAAGUCUUCUCCUCUUGCUGGUGUGAGCAUAAUAAAAGGUGAUAAAGCUGAGCCUGAAUAUUCCAGUUCGGUGGCCAUUAUAAAAACAACAUUUCCAAUUGGGGGGGGGACCCUGGAAACUUUAAAUUAUUUUUUAAUGAUUUUGCCCAGAAUAAAGUAUAAUUGAAGUUUUUGGUUUCCAAUUCAUUAGAGGCAAUGUAUUCAAAAUGUGUUGUGCAGUACACACAGUAGAAAGAAUAAUUGGCACUUAAAGUAUCAUUUGAUAAUAUGAAAAGUGUAGUUACUUUUCAUAUUGGACUACUACUACUAUCACUGCAUAAAAAUGUAGUGAUGUUUUCAACAACAUCAUGUAUAACACUUAUUUAUGGCUUAAUCAGUUUCCUAUUAUUUAUUUCCUCAUCUUUAUUUACUGUAGAGUACUGCACAGGAUGUGCAUUUUAAUGAGUGUGUCAACUAGCAGUAGUGUAUGCUAAGUUACCUUUAAAUUCUUCCUAAAAUGUAUGUCUGAGUUCUUCAAUGCAUAAAGAAAAUACUGCAUUGUAAAUCCUGUCUUGUACUGAAGCAUGUGUUGCAUCAUUGGGUUGAUAUUGCAGCUUUUUCUAAUGAUAUCUGAUGAUCCAUUGCCAAUAAAUUAAGUAGCAAUGUUGCCAGCUGCUAUAGGCCUUGUGCCAUAGAUCUUUGAAAGUAAUCUAUUUUUGUUUUUUGUCUUGUUGGUAGUCCAAAAAAAAUUAACAUUUAAUGUAAACUAAUUUGUUAACUAAUAUCUUUUCUAAAAAGUUUUAGAAUGUAUAACAGUAUCAAUAGUUUUUGUAUCUCAUUACCUUCCAAAACUACAAACUUGGUGUCACCUCUUUAAUUCUACAUCUGGGUAUGAUCACUAUCCUGAUUUGACUGGAGUCUGAAGGUCAUGUGUCCUGUGCGAUUGUGAACAUCAAAGUCCUGAAAGUUGUGAAAUCAUGCUGAACUGCACAGAAAAGCAGGAGUAAAUGAGUAAAAAAUUGACCCCUGUUUUUAAUGUAAAAACUUAAUAUCAUUGCCUAAUAAUCAAAAUAUAUUAGUAAGAUUAAACUGGAUACAUGAAAUACAUCCUUCUUUUGAAUUUUUUAAAAUGCUUUUGAGUAACUACAGUAUAAGUCUUAAGUGUGUAGUGCAGUUGUCAGGUUAUCUGGGUAAGGUUCACAGAUAAAACUCAGAUUUGCAGGGUUGAUUUGCAGGGCUGACAAGUGGCACAGUUUAAACAUUAAUCUGACAUUACAUAUUAAUUUGUGCUUAGUUGGAAGAGUGGGAUCCCUGCCUUUGAAAUACACUGCACAAUGUAUGCGCUACAGGUCUUCUAAUCAUCCAGCAUGAGCUAUUUUGGCCAGAUUAUUGGAGCUGUUGGGGAAUUUGGUACAUUUCAGAAACGACUGCUUUUGGCAAUAUGUCUUCCAAACUUUUUUGUUGCCUUUCAUAUGUUUGGACAAGUGUUUACUGGUUUAAAAAUUCAACACCAUUGUAAUACAGACUGGAUCCUGAAACUCGACCGAAAUUUGACCCAAGAAGAGCAGUGGAAUCUAACCAUUCCCAGAGACAAACAUGGCAACUAUGAGUCCUGUAAAAUGUACACACCUGUGAACUGGGACAUUGCGUUCAUUAAGGCCAAUGGAAUUAACAGCACCACUCAGUGUACCAAUGGAUGGGUAUAUAAUUCUUCUGGAGAUACAUCCACCCUAGUAUCUGAGUUUAAUCUGGUUUGUGACAACAGUGGGCUGAAUGAAAUCUCUCAGUCUGUGUAUAUGGCUGGGCUCCUGAUAGGAGCACUGGUGUUUGGGCCUCUUGCAGACAGGUUUGGUCGUCGGUCAAUUAUUUUGGUCUCCUUACUCCUGCAACUUGGCUUUGGUGUUGGAACCGCCUUUUCACCCAGUAUUUACGUCUAUAUUGUGCUCAGAUUUGUGAUCGGAAUGACAAUAUCAGGGAUAAUAAUAAACACAUUUGUUUUAGGUACGGAAUGGUCUGGAAUAUCCAAACGCUCUUUCAUUACCAUCCUUUCCCAUGGAUUUUUCUCAGUGGGGCUGAUGCUUUUGGCUGGCAUUGCAUAUGGUGUUAGAAACUGGAGGACUCUUCAGCUAGUGCUGUCUGCUCCUGCUGCAGUUCUCUGUGUCUACUUCUGGAUACUCCCAGAGUCUGCCAGAUGGCUUCUGACGCAAGGCAAAAAAGAAGAAGCCAAGAAACUAAUCUUAGAGGCUGCCAGAAUAAAUAAGAGGAAGAUCCCAGAAGCUCUGCUUGAUAAGAUGGAAGCUGAAACUACAGGCAAAACUGGCAGUAUGCUGGACCUUUAUAGAAUUCCCUACCUAAGGAAAAUCACAGUUGUGUUGAGCUAUGUCUGGUUCGUAAACAGCUUGGCAUACUAUGGACUGGGCUUGAAUGUUGGAAAUUUUGGCCUUGAUAUUUAUUUAACACAAACUCUGUUUGGCCUUGUGGAACUGCCUGCACGUCUGGGAGCUAUCCCAAUGAUCGAGAAGUUUGGAAGGAAGAAAUGUCAAAGCUGUAUUUUAGUGUUUGGUGGAAUUGCUUGUCUAUUUAUUCUAGCUGUUCCUGAAGGCAUGCCUGUUGCAGUUACUGUAUUAGCUGUGCUGGGGAAGUUUGGCAUCGCUUCCUCUUUCUCUAUUAGCUAUGUUUACACUGCUGAAUUAUUUCCAACUGUUUUGAGACAGAACGGUGUUGGCUUGACAUCUAUGUCUGCCCGUGCGGCUGGCAUUGUUGCUCCUUUGGUUCGGCUCCUGGAGGUCUAUCACAAAGCCAUUCCUCUGGUAAUAUAUGGAGUUGGACCAUUAGUUGGAGGGGUGCUCUGCAUCCUGUUGCCUGAAACCUUGAAUACAGAGCUCCCAGAUCACACACAUCAAUUAAAAACGAAGUCGAUUGAAUGUGAUGGUGUUGAAACUGGAAAGCACCAGAUGGAAGAAAUUAAAACAAAAGUAAAAAGCACUAAGUUAUAGCUGUUUAAAGAUCGCUGUUGUUUGCUUCAGUAUUUACUGCCAUACUGUCCUGGCUGUUCUAGAAGAAGACUGCUCCAUCUCAAACUUUGCCACAGUUAAACUUGGAGAAUACUCACUGUCUAACCGCAUGUUCUAGGUGUGUCCUGUGACCAAUGUGCUUUCAAAUGAAUCUAAUAAGACUCUGCUGUUGAGCUUGCUCUGCUGCUUCUUCAACAAUGAUCAGUCUUCAUACUUCAAAAUAAUAAUAAUAAUAAUAAUAAUAAUAAUACACUUUUAGUUAGAAAAAUGUGCUUACAGAUUCAGGAAUUAUAUUUUGUGAAUUUAAGUGGAGUUUUUCCCAUUGUGCUCCCUUUGUUGUGUGCUUUUUGAUUGUUUCUAA
Lepisosteus oculatus (spotted gar) is the source of this 5160-nucleotide messenger RNA. RefSeq names its product solute carrier family 22 member 13b (gene slc22a13b). The record is from RefSeq and is a predicted model, not a curated record. Gene Ontology annotation, biological process: transmembrane transport. Gene Ontology annotation, cellular component: membrane. Gene Ontology annotation, molecular function: transmembrane transporter activity. NCBI's taxonomy places the organism in Eukaryota, Metazoa, Chordata, Actinopteri, Semionotiformes, Lepisosteidae.